Messenger RNA from Ochotona curzoniae (black-lipped pika), 2292 nucleotides. RefSeq names its product BTG3 associated nuclear protein (gene BANP). The transcript is spliced from 13 exons. Gene Ontology annotation, molecular function: DNA binding. The record is from RefSeq and is a predicted model, not a curated record. The coding region runs from base 320 to 1894 and encodes 524 amino acids. NCBI's taxonomy places the organism in Eukaryota, Metazoa, Chordata, Mammalia, Lagomorpha, Ochotonidae. Gene Ontology annotation, biological process: protein localization to nucleus; negative regulation of protein catabolic process.
ACCCCGCCCUGGGUGGCCUGUGAGGGCAGUGGGCAGCAGGUGGGGUCGGGCCUGCGGGGUGACUGCGGGAACAGCUGCUGCCAGCGUGCACAGGGUGGGGUGGUGGGGCAGUGUCUCUCCGUGACUCGCGGCCGUUGUCGGCAGGUGGUCAGUGCGCGCGUGGGCUGAAGGGGAGGGCUGUGCUGGGCCGGGAUCCCCGUCCCCGUGGCUCGCUGACGUCCCGCCCGCUCUCCGUGCUUCUGUCUUGCAGGUGGCAGGAGCCCCACCCCACCCUGCGUUGGAUCCUUGCCUGGCGCCCGGCCCCUCUCCUCUGGUGCCCAUGAUGUCAGAGCAGGACCUGGCGGACGUGGUGCAGAUCGCAGUGGGGGACCUGAGUCCUGACCACCCAGUUGUUCUAGAGAACCAUGUGGUAACGGAUGAAGAUGAGCCCGCUCUGAAGCGCCAGCGACUUGCCGUCACCUGCCAGGAUCCCUCCAUAAAGUCCUUCCUGUAUUCCAUUAACCAGACAAUAUGCUUGCGACUGGACAGCAUUGAGGCCAAGCUGCAGGCGCUGGAGGCGACGUGUAAAUCCCUGGAAGAGAAGCUGGACCUGGUCACCAACAAACAGCACAGCCCCAUCCAAGUGCCCAUGGUGGCUGGCUCCCCGCUCGGCGCAACCCAGACCUGCAACAAAGUGCGAUGCGCUGUCCCCCAGACUACAGUAAUACUCAACAGUGACCGGCAGCACGCCGUUGUAGCCAAGAUGGAAGACCCCUUGAGCAACAGGGCACCGGACCCCCUGGAAAAUGUCGUUAGCAAUGCAGUUCCUGGGCGUCGGCAGAACACCAUCGUGGUGAAGGUGCCCGGCCAGGAGGACAGCCACAAUGAGGACGGGGAGAGCGGCUCGGAGGCCAGUGACUCUGUGUCCACCUGCGGCCAGCCGGGCAGCCAGAGCAUCGGGAACAACGUCACGCUGAUCACCUUGAACUCGGAAGAGGACUACCCCAACGGCACGUGGCUGGGCGACGAGAACAACCCUGAGAUGCGGGUGCGCUGUGCCAUCAUCCCCUCCGACAUGCUGCACAUCAGUACCAACUGCCGCACGGCCGAGAAGAUGGCACUCACACUGCUCGACUACCUCUUCCACCGCGAGGUGCAGGCCGUGUCUAACCUCUCAGGACAGGGCAAGCACGGCAAGAAGCAGCUCGACCCGCUCACCAUCUACGGCAUCCGAUGUCACCUGUUCUACAAGUUUGGGAUCACAGAAUCCGACUGGUACCGAAUCAAACAGAGCAUCGACUCCAAGUGCCGGACGGCAUGGCGGCGGAAGCAGCGAGGUCAGAGCCUGGCAGUCAAGAGCUUUUCACGGAGAACGCCCUCCUCCUCCUCCUACAGUGCCUCAGAGACCAUGAUGGGCUCCCCGCCAGCUGCCAGCGAGCCCUUGCAGCCGCAGCCACAGGCCCUGCACUACACCCUGGCCAACGCACAGCAGGUGCAGAUCCACCAGAUCGGAGAGGACGGACAGGUCCAAGUAAUCCCACAGGGACACCUCCACAUUGCCCAGGUGCCGCAGGGGGAGCAGGUGCAGAUCACGCAGGACAGCGAGGGCAAUCUGCAGAUCCACCAUGUGGGCCAGGACGGGCAGCUGCUAGAGGCCACCCGCAUCCCGUGGCUCUUGACCCCUUCUGUCAUCAAAGCCAGCGACCACCAGGUGUUGCAGGGGGCCCAGCUGAUAGCCGUGGCUUCUUCGGACCCCACUGCGACAGGGGUAGACGGGUCACCUCUGCAGGGCAGUGACAUUCAGGUGCAGUACGUCCAGCUGGCGCCUGUAAGUGACCACACAGCGGCAGCCCAGACGGCCGAGACCCUGCAGCCCGAGAUGCAGCUGGAGCAUGGGGCCAUCCAGAUCCAGUGAGGUGGCUGGCGGCUGUGCCCAUGGCCAUUCCCAUGUGUGUGCAGAACGCACCCCUCGGGGAGCGUCCCCCAAGAACCAGAGACGGAGACCCUGUGCCCCUGCCUCGAGCCCCUUGUGCUGAGUCAUGCCACGGGUGCCUGGAGGAGGGGCGGGUCGCCCUGGCACCGUGCGCUCUUGGGAAAUCAGAAUCGGCGAUAUUUUUGUUUCAAAGGCUCUUUUCAAUUUGCUAUGGUGUUUGUAACAAAGGAGAGAAUGGCAGUGUGGCCCGGUGGAGCGGAGGCUGUGCGCAGCCCCUGUGCGGGCGGCUCUUGGCGUGAUGACCCGCUUACCCACCUCUCCAGGGGACGCCCCAGCACUGCAAUUAUGCAUUUCUGAUGAAAUAAAUGUAUUUAUGACCA